AACUUCCUUAAAUAUAGAUAUAAAUAGAUAUCAAAGCUAAAUCCUAAACUGGUCUAAAGGUUGCUGCGCUGCGAAGAUCGUUUUAAAUUAAUUAAAUGAGUUUUUAACCACUUAACCGAGUCUAAUUUUCUGGUAUAUAGAGGCACAUUAUUUCAAAGUCAUGCUGCUGAUACAGCAAAAGAACGGCCCCAGUCUCACGCUUGUAACCGAAACGGGAGUAGUGCCAGGCAGAUGGGCCCAUGGCCUUGACAGCACACUAUAUCCACAGUGUAAUGAUUCUGUUACUUAAUUUCUAUUGCUAAUUUAAAGUAUAAUUUGCAAAUUAAAUUUGGAUAAUAUCUGGAUCAAUUAAAGUGCACCGAGCUUGAUUCUGUAUUCAGUUGCCGUUGUAAUUUUUUCUGUCUUUCUUUCUUUUUUUUUGCGACUUGAUAGCGGUGUUGUUCCUGGCAAUCUUCUUUGCUGCAGUAAUAAGUCAACUGACCAGCGGUCUCUGGAUAGUCCACGUGGGAUUCAUUCCUUCUGCCUGGUUCAUAGUGGGCUGCUAUGUUCUCUCAGGGAUCUGGGCGCUAUUCUGCGUCCGGGAAAUUCCCAGACCGACCAACAACGACACUGCUGUUCGCUUUUUCAGUCUUGAAAAUAUCAAAAGUUUUUUUAAACUCUUUCGAAAACGAAGAGAUGUUGGACGAAGGAACCUUGUGUUGCUGAUGCUUUGUGGUGGCUUCACUUUCUUAACAACGGUCGGUAUCGACGGUGUUAAGUCGCUUUAUAUUUUGAAGAGUCCCCUUUGUUGGAGCCCAACUCUAGUGGGAUAUUACUACGCAUUUCAAGCGUUUGUUCAUGGUGUUGGAAGCGUGAUUGGCAUCCCUCUCUUUGGAAGCUGCUUCAAAGAGUUGAAUGUUGCUCGUGUGGGUAUGAUUACUAUCAUCCUGGCUUCCAUUAUUUUGGCGUUCUCCAAUAAUACGUGGAUGGUAUUUGUUGCGGGCGCAGUUGGUGUCUUCAGUUCUGUCUGCGAUCCAGUUUUAAUGGGAGGAAUGUCAAGGAUAGUGGCGGAGGACGAACAAGGCGCCUUGUUUUCAGCUUAUAAUAUGGUUACCGCAGUGACGCAACUCGUUGGAGCCGUGCUGUUUAACCUUGUGUACCAGGCGACACUCGGACUGACAUUCCAAGGCUCUGUGUUUAUUUUGUGUGCCGCUUUGGUACUCAUUCCCUUUGCGCUCGUCAGUUUCAUAAUGCUACCGCCCGUUGUGGAGGAGGACAAGAAAGAAGAUGGCCUUGAACUGGGUCAGAAGCAAACCCAAGACGUAUCGAGAGAAAACAUUCGAUUAUAGAAAUACCGCUCUGUGAAUAUAAACCACAGAAAAUCAACUUAAACACUGAAAAUGCACUGGCAUGCACUAUUAAACUGUAAUAAUAUAUAGAUUUAGCCAGACCUAAAAGCGGAGUUUCUGGGUCGGCUUGUGGAAGCCCGAUUAAGCUAACCCAGAAUAAGCGAGAAUUUUGAUUUGAGUUUUGUGUUUU
Molecule: messenger RNA, 1518 nt
Organism: Orbicella faveolata
Lineage: Eukaryota; Metazoa; Cnidaria; Anthozoa; Scleractinia; Merulinidae
Product: proton-coupled folate transporter-like
Biological process (GO): transmembrane transport
Cellular component (GO): membrane
Molecular function (GO): transmembrane transporter activity
Source: RefSeq, a predicted model, not a curated record